AUGCCCAACUUGAUGCUAUUCAUCACUACCCCAAACUCCGAACAUGGCCACCAUCUUGACUGCAAGUUUACAUCCCGAUGCACACACAUUGAUCAUCUACCAUUUGCCGUCUUGAACAUCAGGGCAGUUGGUUGGAGAAGCUCUCCCCCUUUCCGCCCCAGGCUUACCAUUCAUACACCCCCUUCGCCGUUCCUCCGGGAUUGGCAACAGAAACUCAGAGCAUAUGGCUAUGCUGGUCUGUACAGCACAAGCGAAGAGCUCCGUGCCGUGUCCGUGCCAUCCGAGGCUGGCCCAUUGGCGCGAUCUCACCAAACAAAGGCCUCAAGGGAAAUAAAAGCUAAGGCCACGUCCAUGUCACUGCUGGACCCUACCUACGUAAUUGAAGUGCUCCCCCCCUGGUCCGGACUCCGAACGCGAAACGUUGUUGCGCUGAGUUUAGCUGCCGCUCUAUGCGGAGCGGAGAGGAGCGGAGGCACAUGGUCCAGACAGGCUAAUGUAGGGCCUAGGACGCCGACAUACAAGCGUGAAAAGACCAGCGUUACAAAUUGGAGAGUGAGGGAGGGCAGGUAA
Messenger RNA from Fusarium odoratissimum NRRL 54006, 570 nucleotides. RefSeq lists its product as uncharacterized. The record is from RefSeq and is a predicted model, not a curated record. Bases 1 to 570 code for a protein of 189 amino acids. NCBI's taxonomy places the organism in Eukaryota, Fungi, Ascomycota, Sordariomycetes, Hypocreales, Nectriaceae. The transcript is spliced from 2 exons.